This is a messenger RNA of Asterias rubens (European starfish), 1154 nucleotides long. RefSeq names its product leucine-rich repeat protein SHOC-2-like. NCBI's taxonomy places the organism in Eukaryota, Metazoa, Echinodermata, Asteroidea, Forcipulatida, Asteriidae. Gene Ontology annotation, molecular function: protein binding. The record is from RefSeq and is a predicted model, not a curated record. The coding region runs from base 148 to 1062 and encodes 304 amino acids. The transcript is spliced from 2 exons.
ACAAACGAAAGUGGAUAACUGGGUCUGUGGAAAAGUUGUGUUUUCUGCCAAUUACGCCGAGAUGGAAAGCAUUCAAGAUGACAACGGACACAUAAGGUAACCCUGUUUAUUGAAGUUGAUAGUAUUUCAUAAAUACCUUUUCAAAAAAUGACAAACGAGACCACUCUUGCUGGGGUCGAACUGGGGCAAAUCGCCGAUGUCGAGAAGGCGAUCCGGGAAGCUGUCACCAGCGAGCAGACCGUAUUGAACCUCAGCCACCGGGGUCUGUCACUCCUGCCGGCGAGCACCCAGCGGUUGACCCACGUCCGGAGACUCCUGCUCAACAACAACAGCAUUAUUAUGCCUCCCUCUGAACUCGUGGCACUCACCAACUUAGAAGAGUUGAUUCUCGACGAGAACAAGUUGACGCUCCUGCCGUCCGGGUUCGGUUCGUCACUGACAAAUCUCACCUAUCUCAGCCUGAGUCACAACCACCUUGGCUGUCUGCCCGAUGAAAUCGGCGACCUACACAAUCUAGAACAGCUCUGGGUAGUCGGCACACAACUCGUGACCCUCCCACCCACCAUAGGACUCUUGAACUCCCUCCAGAAACUUGGUGCUAGAGACAAUUUCAUUUCCGAGUUACCCGUUGAGAUGUGCCAGUUGAGGCGGUUACGAUGGCUGAGCCUAUCGAAAAACAGACUCACCGAUCUACCAAACAAGUUUGGCAGACUCGUCGAGCUUACUUUCUUCGACUUGAGCGAGAAUAGUUUCACAAGUAUCUGCGAGUGUGUAACUGAGUUACCAAAACUCACGUCACUGAUUUUACAACGGAAUCAGAUUACCGAACUGUCGGAUGAUCGGCUCGUUGGUUUGUCGAAUCUUACCAAACUGGAUAUGAGGGUGAAUCCACUGACACAAAGGCCAGACCAUUGGAAGGGUUUAGAUUACAUACUUUUGGGACCUGUACCAAAUGCAACGAUAAAUGAAACCGGAGAAGACAAUAGCAGUUUGGAUGAAGAUGAUGAUGAUGAUGAAGAUGAGGAAGAGGAUGACAGUGUGGAGGAGGAGGAAACAAGAUAGGCCAUUUUAUUUUAAAAGGCUAAAUCAGUCACCGUGUGGUCAAGUGGUUCGACUGCAGGACUUGCAAUUACAAGGUUGUGGGUUCGAAUUCC